AUGGCGCCGCGGCAUCGCUUCGGAGUUCUGGUGAUUCUGGUGGCUGGUCUCUUGUUUGGGGCGGUGUAUCGUCAAACCUUCAGCAUCGCGCCAUCGCAGCGUGUACCAAGCGUAAAGCUUCAAGACUGGGAGGUGGAGGUGUCUGAAGAAGAAGGUGGCCGUGGCCUCGCUGCGGCCACCCGUCAGCGCUGCGCCGCGGCACUGCGCCGCACGGGCUUCGCCGUGCUGCGCGGCGCGUCGCUCUUCGCGGAGGCCGAGCUUCAGGCGGCGCAGCGCACGGCCACGGCAGAGCUGCGGAGGGUGCAGAAAGCCACCGAGGAGCUGGGGCUGUUGCAGAGGGCACCAUGGAUCCCAGGCACAUACAACAUUGAGAAACUCUUUGAGUUCCAAGAGGCACUCUGCUACUCCCAGGGCCGCCUGGACAUGCCCAAGCUGUUGGAUGCUGCACUCCUGAAGUCUUCCAGGUGGUACGGGCAUCCUGAUCUGCACGGCAUCACGCAGUUGGUCUAUUCUACAGCAAGCAGUCAGCAGACAGUGCUAGGCGCCCUGUGGAACUUCCCGGGCUCCGGGCCACCAGUGUGGCACCGCGAUGGCCAGCAACGGCUGCUGGUGGCCGUCACCGCCUGCGAAGAGUACCUGGAGGAGGUGGGCUUUAUCCAUGGCCAGCCGCAGACGCACAGCGCGCACAGUGGGCCCGGGAAGAGGUCGCCGGGACCGAAACCGCCUGAUCCAUCUCUCGGUGAGCUUGAUGUGGCGCUUCCGUUGAAACGUGGUGAAACGCUACUUUUCUUUUACAGCACCAAACAUGCGGCCACGCCCAAUCUGAGUGACUUGGAGCGCUGCCUGAUUUACAGUGUGUAUGGGCCUGUGGGUGUCCAUGACCAGCAGAAUCACAAGGGCUUUCUUCCCUCGAUUUUCAACAUCACUGCAGAGGACGCCAGAGAGCUGGACCAGUUUUAUCAACGUCAGGGAUAUCUCAUCAGCAACCAGAGCAACCAGGGCAACCAGCGCAGUCAGUCCCCAAGCUGGGCACCCCUGGCCCUGGCCGGCCUAGUGGCAAGUCUCAUGGAUGAUGAAGAAAUGGCCAACAGCAACCUGGACCACCUAGAUCGCCCGUCCACUUCCCCCAAGUGGCCAUGGCCAUGCAGCAUGGAGAGCCUGCAGCGCCUAGCCGCCCUACCACUGGUGGACAACGCUUGUGCCUCGCGCGCCAAUCGCGACUCGUGGAGCUACAGCGUCUUCUGCCGCGAGGUGCGUCCUGCGGAGGCGGAGGAUCCAGAUGCCAUGCUGCGUGGCCAGGGCGAGGUAUCAGGUAGCUUGGCAUCAUCAGGUCAGGAGCUUCUACCUCAGGUGGAUCCUCCAGGCUCCUCGGUUUUUUUGGGGGCGGCAGGGGCCCAGCUGAGGUUGGUGUCCAACAGUGACUGGCCGGUGCACGUGAAGCUGCUCGAGGUGGUCGCUGGAGAGCUGCUGAAACGGGCAGAUCCCAAGGCGGCCAUUGUGGCUUACUCCGAAUGGAGAUCCAAAUUCAGCGAGGGGCAAUACCUCACCCUGUUGUUCUAUCACGCCUUCAUGAUGCUGGAGGUGGAGGGCGGCUUGGCCAUCUGCACCGAGAAGUACAAUGACAAGUUGGAGCUGCUCUUUGGCGAGAAGCAGCUGCUCUCCACCUAUGCCAGGGCCUAUCGCGCCACUGGGGACCAGAGGAAGCCCAGUGCACAGCACUCACAGUGUAAAGUGGAAAGGUAUGUGUCACUGAAGGACUUGGUGGAUUGGAUCUGCGGGCCGCUGGCGAUUGUUUGGAGGCCCUACUGCCUCAUCAACAGCAACUGUCAGCACUAUGCCCGGGACUUGAUCCACUUCCUGUCGCAGGACGGCGCCGCCUUCGCCCAACUGCUCUGCCGGGAUCGCGAGGUGGUGCUGUCGGCCGUGCAGUGCGAGGGGCAACGCCUGUGCUAUGCGCAUGAAAGCCUCCAAGAUGACCGUGCCCUGGUCAUGGCCGCCGUGAGCACCGACGGCCUCGCCCUGCGCUUCGCCUCGCCCCGGCGCCGCGCGGAGCGCCACGUGGCCUUCGCCGCGGUGCGGCAGAACGGCGCGGCGCUGGAGUUCUGCGAGCGACGGCUGCGGAACGACGAAGAGUUGGUGACCGCCGCAGUGAUCCAAGAGGCUUCGGCUCUGCAGUUCGCCGAGGUGCCGCUGAAGCGUUCGAAGUCCGUGCUGCUGGCGGCCGCGGGUGGGGACUGGGCGCGGCUCUUCGAAGGAUCGCUGGCGGAGGACCGGGAGGUGGCCUGGACAGCUGUGGGGAUCGACUGGAAGGCCGCCCAGUACCUGUCACCAAGGUUGCAUGAUGAUGCUGACUUCAUGCACCGUGCCAUUGGCUUAAACGGCUUGGUGAUCCAAGUGGUACCAGGUUUGUGCGCUCAGCGAGCCUGUGGCCUUUGUGCAGUCAGGCAGAAUGGCCUCGCGCUGCAAUUUCUUUCGGAGGAGCUGCGCAGCGAUGCAAAGCUGGUGCGUGAAGCUGUUGGACAGGACGCCAUGGCCCUGGAGUUUGCGUCCCCAGAGCUGCGAAGUCAGCGCGAUUUGGUGCUGGCGGCUGUUGUGGGACAUGGCCAUGCACUGCAAUUUGCAUCUGAUGAGUUGAAGGAGGACCCAACUCUGAUUCUCACAGCUGCUCGGCGCUAUCUCUUCGCAGAUUGGCCCUGGCUCUUCAGUUGCGCUGCGCUUCGUGACAGCCGCUCAGCGGCUUUGGGCGCCGUGCGCGCGGACCCGACCGUGAUGCGGUGCUUGGUGCCGGACUGGUGGAAUGAUCGCCGUGUGGUGCUGGCAGCAGUGCAGCAGCAGGGGAUGCUGCUGGAACUGGCCCAGCAGCUGCAGGCUGACCGGGAGGUGGUGCUGGCAGCAGUGAGGUCGGAUGGCAAGGCAGUGCAACUCGCAGACCAGCAGCUGAGGAUGGAUCCAGUGGUGCUGAGCAGCGCAGCUCGCAGAUGGUGGGCCUUUGAUUGGUCCGUUUUGGGGCCACUGACGUGCGACAAGUCCGUGAUGCUGGCAGCUGUUGAGCUUGACUGGCGCGCCUUGGAAUUUGCCAGUGAUGAUUUGAAGGAGGACCUGGAAGUGCUGUGUGCUGCCGUGCGCAAGAGCCCUUUGGCCUUGCGCUGGGCCUCCGAUGCCAGAGAUGUGAAGGAUGUGAUGCUCCAAAUCGUGCAGCUCAGGGGCGCUGCAUUGCAGUUUGCCUCGGAGCGUUUGAAGGACGACAUGGAUGUGGUAUUGGCUGCUGUGCAGCAGGAUAGUCGUUCCCUGCAGUUUGCCUCCGAACAGCUUCGCUCACAUCCGGACCUGCUGGCAGCUUCCCGCUGGCUUCGGAGUUUGCCUUCGCGCUGGUGGAAAAGGGAUAUGAAGCCCCUGACGAUCACCGUGCUGGAACCGGAUUACAACGAGGAACUGAAACGCUUCGUGUCGGUGGAUGAACUGACCAGCUUUGUGCUGGCUGUCGUGGGGCCCAAUGACUGGGCAGACCCUGGCUUUGAUGGCGGAUUCGAGGAGAUGUUCGGAUCACUGCUGCAUCCCGAGGAGGCGAAGGCGGAGAAGAAACGACGUGCUUCGAGAUGGUCGAGGUUGGGCCCCCAGGAUGACGAUUCCUUGAGGCGGGCCCAGGGGCCAAUCACCCUAAAAGGAGAUAAAAGGAGGCGGAGUACCUGA
Molecule: messenger RNA, 3690 nt
Organism: Cladocopium goreaui
Lineage: Eukaryota; Dinophyceae; Suessiales; Symbiodiniaceae
Source: the annotation of a GenBank genome assembly